CAACGCAGACGCCUCCAGUAAGCGUACGCUGCUCAUUACUGUUUGUGCCAAUGCCUCGGCUCCAUUGCUAACCUGAUUUACCUAGACACAUCCGCCGCAUCCUUCAACGUGAAUGGUCUUAGCCCAAGCGGCUCCGGCUAUCAAUCCUCGUCGCACGAGAAGACACCCUCUCCGAUUGCCUCCAACAUGAUUCCCAACGGACUUGUCUCGCCAUCGACUACCAACAUGAGCGUUGCCGCAAUGGUAUCCCCCAGUACUCCCAGCAGUCUCGAUGCACGCCGCGACCGACCCACGUCGAUCGAGUCCAACGGUCUCGGUCCCAACCCUGGCCCUACGAUGGGCGACACCUUGGCGCCUGGUAUGGCAGCAAUGAGAAGGGAGAGUGUUGACAGCCGCAUCAACCAGAACUUUGGCGAUUUGCGCCUGGGAGGCUCUCCUUAUGCAUCUCACAAUCACUCAACUACCUCGAUACAAAACACCCUCCAUAAUCAGCGGAACCCUCAUCAUUUAUCAGUCCAUCGCAUCUCAAACGGCUACCAACCCAGUGCGGAGCGAAACCCUGAGGGCAAGACGGUCAAAACUGCACCGGCCAUCACUGGUCCUGCCACCGGACACAUCGCGCGCGCUGCAGAGCCCACCAAAGGUCAAGCAUGGGCGUUUCCCGAAGAAGAGAUUCAGCGAGUCGGUGGCGCCCCCACGUACACCGACUCGCGGCGUAGCAGUAUCACCGAGUCUAUCGCGAGUAGCCAAUUCACAACAGAGUCUCGCCUACCUCCUGGUCAGAUGAGACUGAACGAGUCCGAGUACUCUCGCAUGUCCAACGCAUCCGACUUUCCGCCUGUUCACCAUCACUCUAUGCAGCAUAAGCAAUUGAGUGACCUCCAGGCCGAAGAAGGGAAUGGUUCAACGGGCUCGCAACCAUAUAGUCGAACACCCGAAUUGAGAGUCAGCCACAAGCUUGCUGAACGGAAAAGACGAACGGAGAUGAAGGAGCUCUUUGAUCAGCUUAGAGAUCUCAUGCCUCAGGAACGAGGUUCCAAAGCCUCCAAGUGGGAAAUUCUAACUAAAGCCAUUGCAGAGCAUCAGAAGCAGCAAGAUAUCAUUCGAGCAUUACAAGAUCACUACAAGUCCAACACGGCCGAGAACGAGAUGCUUCGCCGAGAUGUCCAUGCGCUACGAAUGGAAAACCAACAGCUUCGUUCAGAGCUCAACUCUUCCUCUUCACGCCCUCCAUUAUCUUCAGCAGCAACACCAGCACCACAGGCCGGGACUUAUCAGGCAGACCCCUACCCUAACCCGAACCGACCAGAACUGCCACCCCUCAGGUCGCUCCGUAACAGUAUUCCAAAUGGACCGGACUCUAUGACGGGUGUUCAGUACGACAGUCCUCGUACAAAUGGCUAUCAUUAGACGGGACCAAUCGAAUGUUCCGGGAAAUGAGGCUCAGCGGGGAAUACUUGCCCCCAAAAACGUCCACCAUCUUAAACCUGUUGGAACUCGAUUAAUGAAUGAAUGACGGCGAAAAGUUAUGACACCGGGAGAGCACAAGGCUGGACUCGACUACUAUCGCUGGGUCACCAGCGAUGCUCUGAGCCACAACACAAGGGCGCCGUGGCAUUAGAUUUGCUUAGCUGCUUCUGUUUUGUUUUGUCUUUUUCGGCAACGCUGCCGCCCAGUGUACCAGUACGGCAAACGGACCGUGAACUGUCACUCUUUGUCAAUUUCUUGUUCAGUACUAGGUCUUUAUCUCAUUCUGUCUUUUUUUUUCUUUCUUUUCUUCUUCUUCUUCUUCUUCUU
This is a messenger RNA of Fusarium oxysporum Fo47, 1797 nucleotides long. RefSeq lists its product as uncharacterized. Lineage: Eukaryota; Fungi; Ascomycota; Sordariomycetes; Hypocreales; Nectriaceae. Bases 187 to 1410 code for a protein of 407 amino acids. Gene Ontology annotation, biological process: positive regulation of transcription by RNA polymerase II. The record is from RefSeq and is a predicted model, not a curated record. Gene Ontology annotation, molecular function: DNA-binding transcription factor activity; protein dimerization activity. The transcript is spliced from 2 exons. Gene Ontology annotation, cellular component: RNA polymerase II transcription regulator complex.